ACACUGAAGUUGCACUAGUUGUAGAAUGGUGCAAUUUCAAGUAUCAGCUACAUCUGUGACGUUUGUAUGUCUUUUGCAUUCGCAAUGCUAAAUACAGCUAAUAUUACAACUCAACAAACAGACCGAAUGUUAGGUUAAAGUAGGUGUCUUUUCAAUCUGCUUACGGUGUAACUUCAAGGAUAUGAAUGGCAGGUUGGCCAAUAAUUUUAAUAAUUUGACUCAAAUUGGUUAUAUAUUUCGGAAGUUGAUCGAAGGCAGGCCUAUUUAUCUACGUUGGAGCAGUGUCAAAUCGUUGGUUUUGCAGUAAUCGAAGACGAAUACUUCAUUCAAAUCGAUCGAGUCGUUGCAGCAAGUUCAUGUGUAAAAGUCAACUUGUGGUUUCCUGUUAAUAAUACUUGGUGCAAUAAUUAUUUGUAGGAUAAUUACCUUUAUUCAUCAUUUGUAUCAGAAGUAAUUGAUACUGUAUUAUGUGAAGAUGGAAUUGGCAAAGGAAAUCAUUAAUGGUUUGGCAAAUAUCCAAAACAGCAACAGCUUACCCGAAGAAACGUUUUUACAAUUAUUAGAAAUUAUAGUAUCUUACAUUUGUAAGAAUAUUAAUGACACAAAAAGUAUUGCUACAAUAUAUCCAUCCAAGUCAGAUCUGGUAAAGGCUGCUUUUGCGAAUAUCUCGUGUCUAUUUAUAGAAGCUGCUAGACACGAUUAUGAUGAAGAAAGCUUAAAAACGUUUUUGCAUAAUGAACAUAUCAGUGGGCAACGAAUUGAAAAAUUAUGUAAUAUUUAUAUAAAUAAUAAGCAAGAUAUUCAGAGCCAACUGGAAUUGACAGGAGAUAGUAUACCACAUAUAGUGGACAUAGAUUGGCGUCUACAUCAUUGUGUAAAGUUUAGUACUUGUCGCUCCACCAGUGUGCCAAUUUAUAAUAUGCAAAUGACUACAAAAAAAUGUAAUGAAGUAAAACAUGUAACAUUUACAUGUACUGUACAACAACUGCAAGAACUGGUGUAUAAACUGAAGGAUAUUGUAAGACACAUUGAAAAAAUGUCUAAUGUGUAAAUGUUAAGUGGGUAAUUAUAAUUCACAAUAUACAAACAGCUAAUAUUUUUGUUGUUGCUUUGUUAUAUAUUAAUAUAUACAUAUAUAUGAAGGGUAGUGUGUGUGUUUUAUAUCAAUAAUACACAAUUUUAUACAGGUGCAGUCAAUUAUAUUUUUGCAUCAUUAAUGAAAAGAAUAUCUCCUAAUCCAUUUAGAAUUAUUAUCGUAUUACUUUUAUAUGUGUUUAUACAUGUAUAUGUGUAUGCACACAUACACAUAUAUAAAAACUGAUUAAAAAUACAAUGUAUCUUCCGUUCUGCAGCCCAAUAUUUGUCUAAAAAUUUCUAUUUUUGUUAGACGAAAAAAAUACUAUAUCAUUAUGCCCUUACUAAUUAAAUAUAGAAUUAUAUUAGUAAUUAAUCAUUUUUUCUAUUUCUAUGUAAUAGAUAUAUAUAUUUUUUUUUUAACCAUAAUACACUAUGUACAAAUAAAGUGGGGGAGCAUAUCUUUUACUAAGAAAAACUUA
Messenger RNA from Harpegnathos saltator (Jerdon's jumping ant), 1556 nucleotides. Its product is annotated as COMM domain-containing protein 3. The record is from RefSeq and is a predicted model, not a curated record. Bases 476 to 1051 code for a protein of 191 amino acids. Gene Ontology annotation, biological process: sodium ion transport. Lineage: Eukaryota; Metazoa; Arthropoda; Insecta; Hymenoptera; Formicidae. The transcript has 5 exons.